Messenger RNA from Spodoptera litura, 1569 nucleotides. Lineage: Eukaryota; Metazoa; Arthropoda; Insecta; Lepidoptera; Noctuidae. The record is from RefSeq and is a predicted model, not a curated record.
AUGGGCGACUUUAACACAAACCUUGUUUCCCAUGAAUCCCAUCGUUCCCGUAGACUUCUGCACAUAGUUGAGUCAUCUGGCCUGCAGUUACUACCACUUAAUCCUACUCACCACAACACUGUAGGCGAUGAUUCCUGGCUUGACAUUAUCCUUGUCUCUAAUCCCUCCCUCGUAUCCUGUCAUGGUCAGCAUGAUGCUCCGGGUUUUUCUCACCAUGACAUGAUCUUCCUUUCCUAUAUCCUGAAACCGCCCAAGGUGAGAGCCAAGGUUCUGUACCGGCGUUGUUUUGCGCGAAUAGACAUGGCUAAGCUUCAGGUCGAUGCCUCCUUAAUUGACUGGGAGCCUCUGAUGACGGCAACUACAAUUGAUGAUAAGAUUGCGCUCUUCAACACUCUGGUGACUGAGCUGUACGACUGCCAUGCUCCCAUUAAGAGGAUUAAGGUCAAGCGGCCACCUGCACCGUGGAUGACGCGUGGUAUAAGGAUGGCCAUGCGACGCCGGGACCGCGCGUUCCGCAAACAUCGAAGGGAUCGCACGGACGAGAACUGGGUUGCUUUUAAAUUAGCACGAAACAAAUGUAACCAGAUGGUACGAGACGCUAAACGCCGCCAUAUUCUUGAAAACAUCACUUCUUCUUCUCCUGCCGAUAUUUGGAAAUUCCUCGGAACUCUGGGUAUCGGUAAAACGCAAUAUCCAGACCUUCCUAACACAAUUGGCUUAGAUGAUCUAAAUAACCAUUUCUCCACUGUCCCUAUCAUGGAUCGUCUAGUCAAACAAAAUACGUUAUCUUUCAUUGAUGGUCUGGAGCGUCCUAAGAUUUCUUGUCCUUUUUGCUUUGCACCGGUUCAGUCGGUGGAGGUCGGAAAGAUAAUCCUGUCCAUUAAGUCCAAAGCGGUAGGAUGUGAUAAUAUCUCUCGUCACAUGAUCACAACUGUACUGGAUCACAUCCUGCCAGCAAUAACCCAUAUUGUAAAUUUUUCCCUAUUUUCAGGAACCUUUCCAUCCUUGUGGCGUAAGGCCUUUGUUCGUCCUCUCCCGAAAAUCUCAAAUCCUUCUCUCCCCACUCAUUUCCGUCCCAUAUCCAUACUUCCUUUCCUUUCCAAAGUGCUUGAGGCCUGUGUACACAAACAGCUGUCCAACUUCAUUUUCCGGAAUUCUCUUAUUAGUCCUCUCCAAUCCGGGUUCAGACCAGGUCACAGCACUACCUCCGCUCUCCUUAAGGUGACUGGCGAUAUUAGAACUGGCCUCGAGAACACCAAGGUUACAAUUCUGGUUUUAGUUGAUUUCUCGAAUGCCUUCAAUAUGCUAUAUCGUCAAGCUGAUGUUGAUGGGCUGUCUGAUGCGAUCUCGGAGAUGAACGAUGACCUGGCGGCCAUUCUAAACUGGUCCGAUAGGUUUGGCAUAGCAGUGAAUCCUGGGAAAUGUCAGGCCAUUCUUAUAGGUGGCCCCCGCACGUUGAAUGGAGUUGACAUGGCUUCCUUGCCGGCCGUAGUUUUCGAUGGAGCAGUAAUCCCGUAUAGUGAUGAGUUAGUGAGAGGAGAGGUAACGCUGAGGAUCGGAUAUGAUUGA